AUGGCGGAUCAAGAAGCUCCUGGUUGGCGGGAAAAGGCAGGGGCUUUCAUCUCCUCUUCCUCUUUCAAGCUGAAAGCAGCGGGAUCAGCCGUCGCAGGCGCUGCCGGCGAAGCAGGAUCCAAGGUGAAGACCUCAUGGCAGCAGAACGUGCAGCCGAAAGUCGCAGAGGCGGCGACUCGCGCAGCCGUCGCAGCGGAAGGAGCGAAAUCGCGAAUGCACACCACGUGGGAGUCGACCAAGGAGAGCUGGAACACGAAAGUGCUUCCGAGAAUGGAGGCCGGGCUGGAAACGACGGCUCGCGUAGCGGCUGACACGGGGUCGAUGCUGAAGCAGGGGCUGAUGGAGACGACGGAGAAAGUCAAGGCCAGUCGCGUGGGUCAACAGCUCACUGAGCUGACGGCGAAUGGCAUGGAGAGAAGCAAGGGGCUUCUCCAGAAGGUGGACUGGCGGAGGGGCCGCCCCGGAGCUCCAGGUGACGCCACACUAGUGUUUGGUACACCCUUAGAUGCAUUCGCGAGCAGGCAGAGGGGCACAGCCGUGCCCUUCGUGGUCAUCCAGUGCUGCAACUUCAUCCUGCAAAACGGCUUGGUUACGGAGUACUUGUUCGAGUCGGAGAACGAUUCACGAGUGGUCAAAGGACUCAUGCACAUGUUCGAUACUGACCCCAACGCGGACAUCCCUUCGGAUACCAGCCCACUAGACGUGGGGCAGCUGCUGCUUGUCUAUCUCAAGUGCCUCCCCGAGCCUCUCAUGACCUUCUCCCUCUUCUCCGGGGUCGCCACUGUUGGCAGCAGCGAUGUCACGCAGCUCAGGCGCCUGCUGCAUACGCUACCUGCUGUGAAUCUUGAGACGCUGCAUGCUGUGCUGUGCUUGCUGUACCGAGUUAGCUUGCACGCUGAUGUGAACAAGAUGGACGCUCAAAGCCUAGCAGCCGAAUUCGCCCCUGUCCUGCUCUGGCCGCGACCAGAAGUCCCCCCGUCCCCCUCCCCGUCCCCCUCCCCCUCCCCCCACGCCUCCUCCGCCUCUGGCCCCUUCGACUCCUCGCCUUCCUCCAAGCCCCCUUCCUCAACUGCCCGCUCCCCCUCCCUCUCCUCCUUAAGUCUAGACGAAACCAGGGAAGGCGCAGGAGCAGGUGCAGCAGCAGCAGCAGGGGAUGGGGGGGACGGCAGCAGAGGGAUGGAUAGCAGCAGCAUUAGCAAGAGCACGGGAGGUGUUGGUGGUGGUGGUGGUAGUGCGAGAGUGAGUGACGAUGUGCCUAGUCUGAUGGCCCCCUCCUCUCCUCCUGCAUUGACUCCCAAGGGCAGUGCUGCCUCUGCCUCUGUUGGUGGUGGUGCUGCUGCUGGUGGUGAUGGUGUGGGUGGUGCGGAUGGUAUGGCUAGUCCUGCGAUGAGGAGGGCUCAGAGUGAGAAGGGAAUGAGGUUGGGGGAUGGAGUGAGUGCUGCUACCGCUGCUGCUGAUGGGCCAGCAGUCGUGAAGGCAAAUGGAGAAUCGUCUGUUCCUGAGAUCCCUUUGGAAGAGGAGCCAACACAAGCACAAACAGCAAUAGUGGAAGCAAUCAUGGUGCUUAUAGAUAGCCAUGAAUCCAUCUUCUCGCAUAAUCCCGGUGGCCCUAUUCUCCUUCCCGUCCCGUCGUAA
Closterium sp. Naga37s-1 is the source of this 1635-nucleotide messenger RNA. The record is from the annotation of a GenBank genome assembly. NCBI's taxonomy places the organism in Eukaryota, Viridiplantae, Streptophyta, Zygnematophyceae, Desmidiales, Closteriaceae.